Messenger RNA from Nylanderia fulva, 3468 nucleotides. RefSeq lists its product as uncharacterized. NCBI's taxonomy places the organism in Eukaryota, Metazoa, Arthropoda, Insecta, Hymenoptera, Formicidae. The record is from RefSeq and is a predicted model, not a curated record.
GUGUUCGCCGACCAGUCGGAGUCGGUCCGUGGCCUAAGCUCGUACGUGUUCCAGGUGUUGGUCGUCAGGUUCCUCUCUCGGGUGUCCUGUUCGUCCAGCUCGCGAGCCGUCUCCGAAAUUGAGGGAAUCCUAUUUUGUACAUAUACGAGCGUGUUCCGCACGCUCGCGCAAACGAGCCCGCGUCUUCAAACUAGUCGGCUGCUCGCCGGGCCCCGAGGGGGCCCGAACGAAGAGCCCCCAGCACGCGGAAUGCUGCCGUGCGACCAGGUGAAAUUCGGCCGCGCCGUUGUGGUCGUAUGCGUCAUCCAGAGCGAUGUGAAAUUCCUCGCCAGUUCGCUCAAGUUCGUUAAAGGUGUCCCCAAACUAACGCGAAGAGGAGGAGUUUGAGAAGAUGGAAAUCGAGGUCCGGACGCUCAAGCAGGAACUGGCGCGCACCCAGGACGCUUUAAAAGCCGCCACGAAGAAAUGUCGGGACCUGGUGAAGGAGCUGGAUCACCGUACGACCGGCCACGAGUCCGAGAAGAUUCUGCGGGAUCAACAGCUCUCGAGGAUACUGCGGGCGUUGCUGUACCUGGAGGGACGACUGAAGCAGGAGCAAAAGUCGAUCAGACAGAUGCUCUGCGAGAAGGACACUGUUAUUAGAAAUCAGCAGCUGGAGAUUACUAUGCUCAGGCGAUACACGAAGAACUACAUUAAAGGCAAACGUGAUCGGACGACGAUAGCCGCCGGGACAGUCAACGCCAAUGUUGAAAAAAAUCUGCAGAACCUCGGCGAUUUGCAAAAGGAGACGCUACAAGAGAGCGGUAUCGGCAAAGAUAUCGCGAGUCUAAAAUGCGAGAUAAUCACGCGACUGAAUCCGGCGUCGUCCGGCAUCUUAGACGAGCUGAACCGCAAUAGCGUGAAGAAGACACACAGUUUCGCCGGCAGCGACAUUUCCAAAGCCAGUUUGACCAGCAGCGAGAACACCGAUCAUGCGUCCAUCAUCACCACGACGACGGAGGGCAGCCCUUCGUUGCUCAGUACGGAGGGCUUCUGCGAGGGCGAGAGCACGGACGUGUCACCUGGCUCGACCUUAAACAAGUGUCCGAACAGGUAUACGCCGACGACAGUGACUGACAGCGAGAACGAGACGACGAUGAUCGCGGAUGAGAAUGAGGACAUGGAAGAUGAUGAUACGAUAACGACAAGAAGGAUCCUUCACAGGAUAAAGGGCCAGAAAACGACGGCCAAAGGUUCCGAUGUGGUGGUCGAGGUAGUCGGCAUUACGAGGACAGAGAGCAAGGAUGAUGGGAUGGACUGUAACUUCGUCUCGGAGGAUGAGAAUCAGGACGUAAAGAUGAAUGAUCAAGGAGAGAAUGACGAGGAACCGAUUUACGUAAACGCCUGCAACGAAACGAACGAGAGGAACCUCCAGCAGACGGAGUUGCUGUUAAGGACGAAAGAUAAUCAUAGCAAUAAUAAUAAUAAUGUCAGCGAGGUAAAGAUCGAGACACCCGAGUUGUUGGUGGAGGACACUAGUGGUAACUGGUAUAGCGAUCCUGACGAAGACCGGUUGAAUGAGGACGUGUUCAGGCAUAGCACUUACCGGCCAAACAGUAACCACAACUCUGUGUUAGAAUGUGUGAAUCAAAUCUUGCUGCAGGACAUGGAGGAAGAGGAGAACUCGGUGCUGUCGGUACCGCGCCGAUUCAAGCAUCGCGGUAGAAUCGUACGCUUCCAGUCGGCUAGAUUGUCCGAUAUCGAAUCGGUGGGUUCGGAGAUGGAGAGGAGAAACUCUGAGGAAUCCGCCGCAGACAGUAAAGAUUCUCCGAGAGAGGAGGAGCCCGUGGAAAACGAGACGAGCGCGUCCGAGGAUGAGUUUGGUAUGAGAAUCGUUCAAAAGGAGUCGGAUGACGAUUCCAAAGACGAUUCCAAGGCGAUUCCACUGGUUAUUAUUGAACCCAAGGUCGAUGUCGAAGAGAUGAGAAAGGUUUCGGUAAAAUCUCAGGUGAAUAAUCCUCCCUUAAAAAUGGAAAGGAUCGAGGAGAAGGCCUGUCUGCAAAUGUCCGCACGAGGACUAACUAUUGCUAAGAACUUGGAUUACGAAGAUAUCGAAUCGCUACCGGAAGUGGCAAUGUCACCGACGCCGCCCAGGACGCCACCAGCUCUGCCGCCAAAGCCACAAUUUCGCUGUAAUAAUACGCUAAUUUUGAAGAAAAUUCCGAGUCCGUCAUUCUUAAUUGACGAAAAGAGACAGCAAGACACUACCGGGGAUCCUACGAAAAGAAGUAUUUUAGGAUUAGUAUCGUCAAAGGCGGCGAAGAAUUUAAAUCUGGAGGAAACAAAGAGUUCGGCCAGGAGUUCGACGAGAGAGAUGAAAGGUCGCGAAGGCGGUGGAUUCUGGAAGAGUAGAUUCAAUCAUGUGCGCUCAUCCUUUCAAGUGAGACAGAAAGAACGGGAUCAGUCGAAAAACGCUGCCAGAGUUACAAACAUCGUUCGGCAUUUUGAAGAAUUCAAAAUCGGCGAUCCGGAAGAGCAGACGAAGGAUAGAAAUCGCCCAAAGGAGCGUCACGGCGAACUCGAUCAGGAUUUUGACAUUCGGCAAAACUUUGAGGAAUUCAAUCUGGAUGAAUGCGACCUGUCGGACGAUCCUGAUCGACCCGAGGGCGACGGAUCCGAGAGACUGGGCUAUAACGGGCUCAACAACGCCGAUCAAAAUGGUGUCGUCAAAGAAAACAACAAUGUUCCUGCCAUCAGUAAUGGCAACAGCAAUGGUGAAACUGGCGGAACCAGCGGAUACGAUCAUUUCCUCGAGGCAACCGGCCUCAGCAAUAAGUCGAUCCUCACGCCUUCGAGGCUGCUGAGCAACCACAAGAGCAUGCUGAAACCGAAGGAUGUAAAGUACAAGAGCAGAAUUAAGGCUACGGCAGUGCUGGAAAGGCACGGAGUGCAAACGACGGUCGGCAGUACCUCGACGACGCACGUCAGACACUGGACAGGGCCGUUUGUCUGACGACUGGCCAAUGUCCUGCCGGGCAAAAGUAUCUUUCGUCCCGCCGUGUCGGCCGACAAUUCACCGAUAAAGGCAAAGUACAGAAGAUUCUGAUCCUCUGACUCGCUUCCGACUAAUUAAAUAUUUUUAGUCACGGCGUUUCUCGUUUUUAUAACGCAAAACGGAAUUUUAAGCAAUAUCGUGAUCAAGGAAUAGAAAAUUCUUACAAGCAGGAUUAGAAAAGCACACACAAUCUUGUCUCCUGCCUUACUAAUAUCGUGUGUAAUAUCAUGAAUUAUUAUACGAAUUUUAACAUACUAUCUAUAAAAAUGUAUACAUGCGAGUCUUUUAUAGAUCUUGAAGUCGCACUUUAAAUGAUUAACUUAUUUGAUUCUUUCUGAUAGAUGUUUAUAAUACGUUGAUUUAACUGUUUCUGCUGUGAAAUUAUUUAUAAGUCUUUGUAAUCUGUGAAAAAAAUAUGAUGACUUGUCUCGAUA